AUGACGAUUCUUGCAAGUCGUAAGAAUGUUUAUUACCUGCCGGUGGGGCUCACACUAUUACAAAAAGAUUUGAUCGAAAUCCUGCUUUCAUUACAUGCACGUUCCUUCUUACAACAAUAUGAACCAGAUAGUGCUCUUCAACUAUCAGAAAUUAAGAAAGAACAUCCAUUAGCACUACCUGCUUUAUCUUCUAAGCAGCUAAUUUAUAUGUUGUCGACAAAUAUUAGGGCCAUAGCGAACCAUCCGUGCUUACUUGUCGAGCAUUACAUGCCUCGCCAACUUCUCCUAAUGGAACCUGGCGGGCGCUUGAUAGGUCCCAGUGACAAGUUCCGAAAGCUUGCACACUUGUUAGACAAUUUUAUUCGCCGUGAUCGUAGCCGCUUUCCCAAGCCGCUUCAAAUCGGUAUUAUUUCCCACAGUGUCAAGGAAUUGGAUCUGAUUGAGGGCUACCUACUCGGAAAGCCUGCAAAACUGAAAAGGCUGUCGGGGACAAGUCUUUUCGAUGAAAGGCACCUAUAUGGGGAUCCUGAGACCGAAGGAAGUUCCCCACCAAAUUCCACUGGCCAUACGAAAGAUGAAUAUGACUAUGGGAAGCGGAGCAAUGGUUCCAAAAAGGAUAGGAAGGAAGUCGACGAUUGGUUUUUUUUUGCAACAACAAAGCACAUGUCCCAUGCCCCAGGAUUAUUUGAUCCAUAUGACAUUGACGUAUUGAUCAGUUUCGAUCCUAUGAUUGAUGAAAAUUUGCCAUCAGUUGCGAAUAUGCAAAAAGGUAACAAGUCGGUACCAAUGGUCAAACUUUUGGUGAAGGAUUCGCCUGAUCAUUACAUGCUCUGCCAAGGAAAACUGAAUGAUGAGGACGCAUAUCUCAAGGAUUCGCUAAUCCACUUCAUCAAGAACAGACAAGAUAUAGACACGAAUGAAGAUCCUUACUGGAUGAGGCAGUUCGUCGAAACGUUGCUGGACGGAUCUGAACCUCUGAACACUUUGCCAGAGGUACAGCUAUCGAAUGGUAACAUUGACAAAACUCUUCUAGACUGCCUGACUACACAUGCUGCCCUUUCUCCGCUAGAGCAUGUAUCUUUCGAGCUGGCACCAUACAACGGCGAUCUUGACAUAAAAACUUACCAAGCAAAGCUUAUGGACUUAAUAGUCAAGCGUUUGACAGCUUGCCAAAAGGAAUUCCAAAUCAGGGAAAAGGAGGUGCUACAGAACAGACUUCGGGAAACCAUGAGGCAAACUCAAUUUGAUGAAACCAAAGUCGAGGUCGGUGUUAUGUUCAAAAACCUCAAGGACAGCGAGAGCACAGUUGCUGAUUCUGCCAAGAGACUGGCAAGUGUGAAAGGCGACUACGAAAAAGCACGCGACCGCUUAGUUAUUUUAGAAGAAAGAAAGCGUCGUCUAGAGAGCCUCAUAUCUAGUCAAUCUAUUUCGGAGGACCUUCGAACAAUGACAGACAACCUCACUAAUUUAAAAACUGAGUUAAUCGAGCUAACUGCGAAAAAUACCAAACAGUCUGCUCUCAAUGACGAGUUGCGGCUGCGGUACCAGACAAAAUCAACUGAGGCUGCAAACCAGUCGCUGACACUUAAACAGCUGCAGGAAACGCAUGAGCUUCUGAAAAAAGAGCUUUCAGGUCCUGCGAUCACACUGCGAACAACUGUAGCUUCGGAGCAAGAAAAGUUUCUGCAACGGCAACUCGAACAGCAUUCGCAACAGGCCAAGUUUCUACAGAACUAUAUUAAAAUGAUGCAGAAGCAGUACUCGCUCAAUGGCACAUCUGCUUCGAACUCUAGUUCUUCUUCCAACUCAAGGACAAGAAGAGGAAGAUCGACUGCGCCAGUAUAUACAUAG
This is a messenger RNA of Lachancea fermentati, 1851 nucleotides long. The record is from the annotation of a GenBank genome assembly. Lineage: Eukaryota; Fungi; Ascomycota; Saccharomycetes; Saccharomycetales; Saccharomycetaceae.